UUGAUAAAAACUUGUUAUCAAACAAAAUGAUGAUCACACCUGAAAAUAUAUUUAAGCGCGUGAGUUAUGUGAAAAUUUUCGCAUUUUCAUUCCUUUCCCUUAUCAUUGGAGUUGUAUUUGCUGGAAUGUUAUUGCCAAGAAUCAUUCGAUUUGCCAUGAAAUCGCAACUUCGUUUGACUCCUGGAACGCAAACACGCGAUAUGUUUGUAAAAGUUCCAUUUGCUAUCGAUUUUAACUUGUAUUUAUGGAAUGUUACCAACAAGGAUGAAGUCAUGACCGGUGCAAAACCCAUAUUACAAGAAAUAGGACCAUACUAUUUUGAGGAAUAUAAAGAUAAAAUCGAUAUUGUGGAUGACAAUGAAGAAGACACAAUUGAAUAUGACUAUCGGAAUACGUAUAUAUAUCAUCCUGAAAAAAAUGGUCCUGGUUUGACAGGCGAAGAAAUAGUAACUGUUGCUCAUCCAUUGAUUUUGGCAAUGAUUCUAGCGAUUAAUGUUGACAAAGAAGAGCUUUUACCAUUCAUAAUGACGGCUGUUAAUGGAAUGCUGCGUAAACCAACCGAUAUUUUUUUCACUGGCCGUCUAUGGGAUCUACUAUAUGAUGGAAUUGAAAUUGAUUGUUCAUCGGAUGCAUUUGAAAUAACGGCAGUUUGUUCGGAAUUUGACAGUGGUGACUAUAAAGAAAUUCGCCGAAUCAAUGACACUACAUUUAAAUUCGCGUUCUUUGGCUUCACAAAUGGAACUAGUAUUGGUCGCUUCAAAGCACUUAGAGGCAAGAAAAAUAUUCGGGAUAUCGGUCGAGUUUUAGAAUUCAAUGGUGAAAGUGAAAUGGAUGCAUGGUUUGAAGAUGAAUGUAACCGCGUCGAUGGUACAGAUGGUACUAUAUUUGCACCAUUUUAUGAAAAAGAGGAGGGUUUUUCAAUAUAUGUACCUCAAAUGUGUCGAAAAUUAUUGCUUGAGUAUCAACGACCAUCAAAAUAUGCUGGUAUUAAAACAAAUCUCUUCAGCUUAAGUUUUGAUGUUUCACGAUAUGGGUCGCCAAAUUGCUAUUGUCGCAGUGACGAAUAUUGUCCACCAGAAGGUGUAUUUGAUUUAUUUCCUUGUUCCGGUGCACCAAUUGCAAUUACAAAACCUCAUUUUUAUGAAGUUGAUUUGGCUGAACGUGAAAAGGUGGUCGGUUUGAAUCCAAUCGAAGAAAAGCAUAAUUUUGCCUUGAAAUUCUAUCAGUUUGCCGGAGCCCCGGUUUCGGCGAUCGGCCGAGCUCAAGUCAAUUUUGAAAUAGUCCCUAUUGAAUCUGUUGACAUGAUGAAAGAUCUUCAAAAAAUGUAUUUACCAUUGCUGUGGUUCGAAGAAGGUGUAAAUUUGAGUAAAAAAUAUACCAACCUAUUGUUGCCACUCAUUUUCGGGUUGAAAUUUCAAAAAAUUUUGAAGUUCGGAGGCAUUCUCGGCGGUAUUGUUGGAUUAGGUUUCGGUGCUGUCGCGUGUUAUAUGCAGAUGGAUGACAAGGAUGAAAUCAAAGACGAUUUAUCCGCCAAAUCAGAUACACAAUUAAAUAAUCCAAAGGUACAAUCGAUAGAGGUCGUCAGUAAUGAGUAAAAGAAAUUCUGCAUCAGUAGAUUUCUAAAUUCAACAAACUAUUCAUUUUUAUUAUUCAGUAACUUCAGUCAAGAGCUUAAAAUUAAAAUAUAAAAUUAUGUAGAAUUAAAAGAUUCUGUAUUAUUGCUUUUUAUUCAUAUGUAACUGAAACUUCUCUAAAACAUUAUUAAUAAAGUUGCCAUUAUUCAUUAGAUAAA
Contarinia nasturtii (swede midge) is the source of this 1792-nucleotide messenger RNA. Its product is annotated as sensory neuron membrane protein 1-like. The record is from RefSeq and is a predicted model, not a curated record. Bases 27 to 1595 code for a protein of 522 amino acids. The transcript has 7 exons. Gene Ontology annotation, cellular component: membrane; cytoplasm. Lineage: Eukaryota; Metazoa; Arthropoda; Insecta; Diptera; Cecidomyiidae. Gene Ontology annotation, molecular function: scavenger receptor activity.